AUGCUUUCAUCAAUUUCUCGCAGUAUUACACGCGUUGAUAAGGCUGUCAUCAAAUGCAUUGGAAAUGGAAAAUGGCUUUGCACUAACAAAAGUGGUAUUGAUAUUCUUUUAUCAACAGAUCAUUCAAAACCAGCAGUUCGUCCAGGGCAAGCAAUCCUUAUGGCAUUAGGCGCAUGCUCAUCAGCUGAUAUAAGAGCUGAUCUUGAGAAGCAAGGCUACAAAAUCAAAGAUAUUUCUGCCGAAGUUAUUGGAAAGUUUGAUACUAAGCCAGCAAGACAUAUGAAUGAAAUUGAUAUAAAGUUCACUGUUGAUGCAGAUGGUGUGUCACAAGAAAAAGUCAAUCAAGCUGCCCAAAUCGCUCUAACUACUGUUUGCCCUGUUGCAAACACUCUCACAGGCGAAACAACUCUUAAAUACAAGGCCACAAUUAAAAAUAAUUAG
This is a messenger RNA of Trichomonas vaginalis G3, 441 nucleotides long. Its product is annotated as YhfA family. The transcript has a single exon. The record is from RefSeq and is a predicted model, not a curated record. Lineage: Eukaryota; Parabasalia; Trichomonadida; Trichomonadidae. The coding region runs from base 1 to 441 and encodes 146 amino acids.